AUGAAAUCUGAUGUAACAGGUACAUUAAUCUUCUUAUUUUAAGUACCAGCUAUGCCUAUCUGUAAAGCAUAAGAGCUAUAUUAGAAUAAUAAUCUAAGAUCAGGCCAUUGGACACCUGCAGAACACUAACUCUACCUUGAUUUUCUUCAUUAGUCUUAAGAUUUGAUUGAAUCAUCUCAAAAUAACAAAGGAUAAAGAUUAUUCAAAAAAAUGAGUUAAGUAAUUGCUACAAGAAGUCCAAGUUAAUGCAGGUAUAAUAUUUCAAAACCUAUUACAACAACAGAUCACACCACUAAAAGUUCAAUCCAUUUAAUGUUUAAAUGAUAAAAAGAAAAAAAAAUAGUAAAUUAUCUAAGCCAAACAAAGAAAUGCAAAAUUAAAUAAGAAGUAAAUAAUAUUUCCGAAAAUUAUUUGCCUCUCUUAAAGAUCAUAGUUCCGAAUCUAUAUCAGAAGAGGAGCUAUAGAAUAAUAUUUAAUGA
This is a messenger RNA of Paramecium pentaurelia, 479 nucleotides long. Lineage: Eukaryota; Ciliophora; Oligohymenophorea; Peniculida; Parameciidae. The record is from the annotation of a GenBank genome assembly.